Molecule: messenger RNA, 2797 nt
Organism: Boleophthalmus pectinirostris (great blue-spotted mudskipper)
Lineage: Eukaryota; Metazoa; Chordata; Actinopteri; Gobiiformes; Gobiidae
Gene: khdc4
Product: KH domain containing 4, pre-mRNA splicing factor
Exons: 13
Coding region: 102-1610 (502 amino acids)
Cellular component (GO): nucleus
Molecular function (GO): RNA binding
Source: RefSeq, a predicted model, not a curated record
AAAUGGUGUUGUGAGAGGAGAAAACAGUCCAAAGCAUCACGGGCUGCAGCCAAAGACCUAAACAAUUUGUGGGUUUUUUUGCAACGAGAUUUAUAUUUAAGAUGUCAUUUGGGUCACAAAACAGCGGCCGCCGGAGUAAAUGGGAUCAGCCCGGGCCUGUUUCUGGGGGUCCUGGUUCUGGGAGUUGUGGGUCUGGGGGUUCGGGGGAGAGUGAGGCGGCCCCGUCCGGAGCUCUGGAUGCGGCUGCUGCUGUGGCUGCAAAGAUCAACGCCAUGCUGGUGGCAAAGGGCAAGCUAAAGCCUUCACAGAUCAAUACUCCAGGACCGCCCGAUAAGAUUCUGGGUGUUGCAAAACCUCCGUUGCUUUCCAAAGCCAAAGAUGACCUGGUUGUUGCCGAAGUGGAGAUUAAUGAUGUGCCAAUCACCUGUAGAAAUCUGCUGACUCGUGGACAAACACAAGACGAGAUUAGUAAAGUCAGUGGUGCUGCAGUUUCAACUCGGGGGCGGUAUAUGACGACUGAAGAGAAAUCAAAAGGGCUUCCAGGAGACCGACCUCUGUAUCUACAUGUUCAAGCUCAGACGCGAGAGCUAGUAGACCGGGCUGUGAACAGAAUCAAAGAGAUUAUCACAAAUGGUGUGGUUAAAGCUGCCACUGCUCCAUCAGCUCCGUCUUUUUCUCAAAGUGGAGCCACAGUCACAGUGUACCACCAGCCCAGUCCUCCCUCUAUGGCCCCCAUCACUCAUCACAAGCCAAACCCACAGACUGGACUGCAUUUUGUUCAGGAUAAGUUAUUUGUGGGUCUGGAUCAGGCCAUCCCGGGGUUUGUGGUUAAAGAGCGUGUGGAGGGUCCUGGCUGCUCGUACCUGCAGCACAUUCAGGCUGAAACUGGAGCUAAAGUUUUUCUCAGAGGAAAAGGCUCAGGGUGUUUAGAGCCUGCAUCCGGACGAGAGGCGUUUGAACCCAUGUACAUCUAUAUCAGUCAUUCUAAACCUGAGGGACUUGCAGCAGCCAAAACUCUUUGUGAGAAUCUACUCCAGACAGUUCAUGCAGAAUAUUCCCGCUUUCUUAGCCAAAUGAACACCAUGAUGCCAGCCCAAGGUUUCACCCCUCCGUCAAUAGUGAAUGGGAUUCCUCCACAGCCUCCUUACUACCCUCCUGCCGGGUAUCCUCCAGGCUACCCUGUCCCUGUAGCGGCCCCUGCACCUGCCCCCCAGCCCCAACCCCAGCCUCAGCCUGUGCCCCCCCUAUACACAGUGCCCCCUCACAUCAACCCCGCUCCAGCUGUAACCCCCCCAUACCCCACUGCUCCUGCUCACAUCCCAGUGCCCACCUCUGUUUCUGCUCCCCUCCAACCCCCAGGAACUAUACCUCAGACUCUUCCCUCUGUAACUUUUCCACCAACAGCCCCAGUGACCCCCAAACCCAUGGCCUCCUCCGCCCCAGCCAACCCACCACAGAAACGGCGCUUCACUGAAGAGGUGCCGGACGAGAGGGACAGUGGACUCCUUGGAUAUCAGGUGCAGGCUUCUCAGUGGGCACCCCAGAGACGCCAGGACCCCCACCUCCGAGUUCCUCCGGCCCAUCGAGUGAGAGGGACAGUCGGCAGCUGAUGCCUCCUCCGCUGUUGCCUAUGAAUGUGGUUAGACCCAGGAUGGAGGAACGAACAGCACCCCAAGGCCCAAUGGGUAAGGUGUCAUUCUGAAGUUGUACAUAAAACAGUUUAUUAAACUGAUGCUCCUGAUCUAGGUUGAUGCUCUCAAUCUGUGCUCUCAAAACAGUUUUACCAUGGGUAUUUAUUAUAAGGCCCUUAUUACAUUUUUCUUCUCCAUUUUUGUGAAUCCAGGACACAAACUGUUUUUUACAUUUUUUAUGAUUCUUCCAGGACUCUACUGCUGCUACGACUAGAAACUCCAGAUAGUGAGAUGGACGUUUUUGGCUGCGUUCACACUUUUGCACUCACUUUACGUCAAAAUUGGACUAAACUGGGGCAAAUCCCAGGACUAAACCUGCCCUAGACCAGGACUAAAACUGGACUAGAAUGGGAUCAAAUAAAGUCUACAUCAGGACUAAUCCUGGAUGACACCAGGACAAGUGUGAACGCAGCCUCCAUUUUAGCUCAGCUGAAAAGAUUUACUUUUUUUUUUGGCUCAUAGGUUUAUUAGACAGGACAGUGAGCUGCGUCAAAUGGGAGUGAAGAGUGGGGAGAGACAUUCAGCAAACUUGUGGAGCCGGAAAUAUCUUAAAGUUAAGGCUGGGCACAGAGCCUAGCCUAGAUUUUGUGUUCCAAUGUGUCUCCCUUUCAAAUGUCACUUUUAAUCUUGUUUUAAUUCCUGACUAAUAAAAACUUCUCCUGUUUUUGUGUUUUCUCUUUCUCUGUGUUCUCUUCUCUUUCAUGUUUCUCUGCGCGAUUCGGGAUGCUGCCAUUGGGGGGCGCCAUCCUCUGACUUUGUCCUGCCAUCCUUUUGAUGUCCCACCAACCUGCCUUUUGACUGGGCCCCUCCAUGCUAACUACAAAUUUUAAAACUAUUAACAAUUUGAUUCUCCCUUCUCUGUGUGUUGUGCAUUAAUGUUAUUUUUGCAUUGUUUUGGUAUUGUAUUGUGCUUCUUUCCUUGUGUCUCCCUCUUUCUCUCUUCUUUGGUCUUUGUUUUUCUAGAGCCGACAGUAAAAAGAAUGCGUACAGGUUUGGUAGCAUAUACAGGUGACUCAUCUGAUGAAGAGGAGGACCACUCUAACUCCAAAACCUCUGUUCCCGGGACAUUUGGGGGAGCACCUUCCACCUCUAACUCACCCGGGCUG